This is a messenger RNA of Oldenlandia corymbosa var. corymbosa, 1728 nucleotides long. NCBI's taxonomy places the organism in Eukaryota, Viridiplantae, Streptophyta, Magnoliopsida, Gentianales, Rubiaceae. The record is from the annotation of a GenBank genome assembly.
AUUUGGAAGUCGUGCCGGGAAAUGACUGAUUGAGGAAUAUUCUUCCACCCAAAACCACGCUUUCUUCUUCCCUCCUUUCUUCCCUUCGACUAACUAAUUCACGCACAAUCCUCAUCGGCUCCACCUCCUCCUCCGUUCUCUUCCCGGCAGGAAAAAAAAGAAAAAAAGUCUUCUGACGAGUUUCUCCCGAUUAGGCUUGUAAUCUAAUUUCCAUUUCCUGUUUCGAUGGACUUAACCAACCACGAAGGCCCGACCAACCCGACACCCGACGAUGACGGGUCAUCGACAUUGCUGGAUCUCUCCAGCUGCCAGCUCCGUGAUCUCGACUCCGUCGACCUUCCGCCGACUCUCACUGAAUUGGACUUAACCGCUAACCGCCUCUCCAAGUUGGACCCGCGUAUUGCCCACCUUUCAAACCUCAAGAAGCUCUCUUUCCGUCAGAACCUAUUUGAUGACGCAGGCGUCGAGCCCCUCUCCACGUGGCACGACAUUGCCGACCUUGAGGAGCUCGUUUUCAGGGACAACCAAUUGAAGAAAGUUCCUGAUGUCAGCAUUUUCAAGAGGCUUUUAGUUUUUGAUAUCUCUUUCAAUGAGAUUCAAACUCUUCAGGGCUUGUCCAAGGUUUCCAACACACUUAAAGAGCUCUAUGUAUCCAAAAAUGAAGUUCCCAAGAUUGAAGAGAUUGAGCAUUUUCAAGAUCUGCAAAUUCUUGAACUUGGAUCUAACAAAUUGCGGGUAAUGGAGAAUCUGCAAAACUUCAGUAAUUUGCAAGAGCUAUGGCUGGGCCGUAAUCGCAUAAAGACUGUUGACUUAUGUGGGUUGAAAGGAAUCAAGAAGAUUAGCCUGCAAAGCAAUCGAUUAACUUCAAUGACAGGAUUUGAGGAAUGUGUCGCUUUGGAGGAGUUGUACUUGAGCCAUAAUGGUAUUUCAAAAAUGGAAGGCCUAUCAAGAUUGACGAAUCUUCGAGUUUUGGAUGUUUCUUCUAAUAAGCUGACUGAAAUUAGUGACAUCGAGAAACUGACAAAGUAUGAAAAUCUACCUUGGUACUUCCGAGUUCUCAAAUUUUACCUCAGCCCUAUUCAAUUAUUAUCUCUUUGUCGGUCAUUUCUUGCAGAUUAGAAGAUUUGUGGCUGAAUGACAACAGUAUUGCUUCAUUAGAUGGGAUUGCUGAUGCUGUUGCUGGUUCAAGACAGAAGCUAACCACCAUCUAUCUUGAGCGUAAUCCAUGUGGCAACACUCCGAACUACAUUGCUGUCCUUAAAGAAAUCUUUCCCAAUAUUGAACAAAUUGAUUCUGAAGUAUUUAAUAUGUAGAGAAAUUUUGUUAUGUCAACCUUGGAAUGUUGUUUUUUGUCAAGUCAGCUUUGUUCAAAUAGUGGGAAGCAACUUCUUGAAUUGCUAUGUCAACUAGGGACGAUUAAAAGGGGUGGUUAAAAUUUCAGUCUAUUUUGAGAGACUGAUGAGUAACUUGCACCCGCAUUACCAAAGAUGUUGAUUUUUGGGUAAUUCCAGGAGUUAUUUUCUAGUUUCAAGAUUAGAGCCAGAAACCCGAGUCUCGUGAGAAGAGUGCAACUGCAGAGUCUGACCUAUCAAAACAAAAGAAGUGCAUCUGCAAACUUCUUGUUGUUAUCAAAGUAACACGGACUGAAUUCUUUAACUUGAGUGACAAAGCAAAUUGAAUUCAGCCCUCCUAUAGUCCGUGCUAUUCAUAUGUCAAAGCCCCUUUUUC